Hyposmocoma kahamanoa is the source of this 1938-nucleotide messenger RNA. Its product is annotated as L-asparaginase-like. The transcript has 13 exons. The record is from RefSeq and is a predicted model, not a curated record. NCBI's taxonomy places the organism in Eukaryota, Metazoa, Arthropoda, Insecta, Lepidoptera, Cosmopterigidae. Bases 40 to 1839 code for a protein of 599 amino acids. Gene Ontology annotation, molecular function: asparaginase activity; protein binding.
UCUAUGACUUCAGGAAACGGUACACCGCCAACCUGAGCAAUGAUCUUAGUAUGGGCUGGUUUCGCAGCUUUCAUCCACGCGUUCAAGACGCUCUUCCUUUCCUUCAAGCUCAGGGUCACAUUCUCGCCUGUAGUCCCACCAACUGUUGAAAGAAAAUCCUUGAUACCUGAGAAUCCGAGGUUCAGAAAAUCAAGAAGUAUGCUCGAGUUCUCAGCGUCCAACUCUUUAGUGUCACAAUUUGGAAAAAAUGAGAGAAAAGUAUUGGUCAUUUACACUGGUGGCACUAUUGGAAUGAUGCCGAACAAGGAGGAUGGGUCUCUAGCCCCCAAACGGGGUGUAUUUGAGAUCACAAUUAAAAAAUACCCCCAGCUUCACGACCCUAACUUCAGCUCCAGUGAACAUAUUGAUCCACGAUUUCUCGUUUUGCCUAAAACUAAAGAUUCCCAAGUGAGGAUACUAUACAGAAUACUUGAAUACGAGAAUCUUUUGGAUUCUUCAAAUAUAACUGAAAAGGAAUGGGCACAAAUUGCCGAAGAUAUUAUGAAUAACUACGAAGUAUACGACGGGUUCGUGGUACUUCACGGAACUGAUACCUUAUCCUACACUGCAUCGGCUUUGUCGUUUAUGUUCGAGAAUUUGGGGAAGGCCAUUGUCUUGACUGGUUCUCAGAUACCAAUAUUCGAGCCGAGAAGCGAUGGCGCAGAUAAUUUUGUCUCCUCACUCCUCAUAGCCGGCAUCUGCAACAUACCCGAGGUGACCAUCUUCUUCGACAGCAGGCUCUUUAGAGGCAACAGGCAUCGUCAAAAAUUCAUUAUCAUGCUUGUCCCAACAGGGGUGGUACUAGAAAGCUAUGGAGCAGGCAACAUCCCGUCGAACCGACCGGACCUGAUCGAUGUAAUAAAGCAGGCAGUAAAGAGAGGAGUUAUCUUCGUCAAUAUUACCCAAUGCAAUACUGGAUCCGUCUCCCCUUUGUAUGAAUCUGGAAAGCAAUUGGAAGAAUUCGGAGUGGUAUCAGGCUUCGACAUGACACCAGAAGCAGCGUUGACGAAACUCUCCUAUGUCCUCUCGAAAACCGAACUCAGUUUCCAGGAGAAAAAAGAAAUGAUGGCCAAGAAUCUCAGAGGAGAAUUAACUAACUCGGGUUCGGUGCCCGAACAACUCGACGGUGAAACAUUCAUAGACAUACUGGCGAAGACCCUGGACGUUCAGCCAAAUAAAAUUCUAACUGAAAACGUUUUCUCUUCUCUUCUCCAAAGUGCUGUUGAAAACGAUGAUUGUGUCACUUUGAAGAAAUUAAUAGAUAUGGGAGCAGAUGUGAAUGCACAGAACUCGGAAGGCUACACCGCACUUCACGAGGCCGUCCUAAACGGCAAUGUGAAAAUGGUAGAGUUCUUGCUUAAGAACGGAGCGAAUGUGCAUUUGAAAACCAGGUUUGGCGAACCACCUCUCCUGACAGCAGUACGCAAGAAUGAUUUAAUUAUCGUCGAUCUAUUGAUACAAUGCGGCGCCCAUCUAGCUUCAGUUGAUGCUAUGGCGGUAGCUGAACUGACAUCAUUCGCAGCUAGAAGCAACUGCGUGAAGAAAUUACAUGCUUUGGCCUUGGCUGGUGCAGACUUCGAAACUGUUGAUGAGCUGAAGCAAACCCCUUUACACAAGGCUGUCCUUUGCAACUGCCCCGACGCGGUCAUUUACCUUGCAGAACGGUGCAACGCUCACGACAGUAAAGACAUUACCGGGUUAACACCUUUGGACUACGCGAAACAAUUGGAAAGGAACGAAAUGAUCGUAAUGCUGGAGAAGCACAAGUCCACCCAAACAUAUACGUUAGAAAGUACAUAAUAAUCAAUGUAUAGAUCUUUUGACUGUUUAAUUUAAUAUUAACAAAAAGCAAAUGGUAACAUCAUGUAUAUAAAGUGAUAAAUUAAAAAUGGGUACCUA